ACCCCCACCCCUCGGAUUAGUAUUUUUCCCCCUCCAAGAUGGAGGCCUUAGGGGGCUACCCCGCCAAGUCCUCCGGACCCAAAGUGAAGAAGUUGACGGUUCUGCUGAGCAUGACGGUCGGCGUGGGGUGCUUGUUCCUACUACAAACACAACUGGUCAAGCCCCGAAAACCGAAGGACUUUUAUUCCUUCGAGGUGAAGGACGCCAAAGGCAGGGCUGUUUCUCUGGAGAAGUACCGAGGAAAAGCUUCUCUGGUUGUAAACGUGGCGAGUCACAGCGAGCAGACGGAGACUGCGUACAGGUCACUUCAGGAGCUCCACAGGGAGCUGGGAACGUCUCACUUCAACGUCCUGGCCUUCCCUUGUGGACAGUUUGGCGACACCGAGACCGGAACCAGCCGGGACAUCGAGGCCUUGGCCAAGUCCACAUACGGUGUGACGUUCCCCUUCUUUGGCAAAAUCAAAAUAAUGGGCUCCGAGGCUGAACCGGCCUUCACAUUCCUGACAGAUUCCGUGAAGAAAAUUCCCAAGUGGAACUUUUGGAAGUUUCUCGUGAAUCCCGAGGGCAAGGUGGUCCGCUUCUGGCGAGCCGAGGAGCUGAUGGAGAGCGUGCGCCAAGAAGCUGCGACGCUGGUGCGAGAUAUCAUCGUCAAAAAGCGCGUGGAGCUAUGAUGAUCGAUUUGUAGUCACAGUUUCGAUGACACCUGCUCCGUCAAUGCAUUCGUCUUGUGCCAUGGCGACGAGGACUGACAGGACUUGAACUGUUGGAACGCCACUCCAAACAUUUGUUUUUUUAGCCAGUAGAUGCCACAUAGAUUGUGUGUUUAGGUGUGACCAUUGGCUGCAUUUCAUGCUGGAAAUAAUGGCCAAGACCAAAAAGUCCACCAAUUUAGUCAUGCCAGGCCUCUGCUGUGAAACAUGCCCAUGUUUUGUAUUAAAAUGCCUUUCUACAUUGACGCAA
Molecule: messenger RNA, 960 nt
Organism: Nerophis lumbriciformis (worm pipefish)
Lineage: Eukaryota; Metazoa; Chordata; Actinopteri; Syngnathiformes; Syngnathidae
Gene: gpx8
Product: glutathione peroxidase 8 (putative)
Biological process (GO): response to oxidative stress
Molecular function (GO): glutathione peroxidase activity
Source: RefSeq, a predicted model, not a curated record